This is a messenger RNA of Heteronotia binoei (common prickly gecko), 1649 nucleotides long. It is a transcript of the gene CCNO, whose product is annotated as cyclin O. The record is from RefSeq and is a predicted model, not a curated record. NCBI's taxonomy places the organism in Eukaryota, Metazoa, Chordata, Lepidosauria, Squamata, Gekkonidae. The coding region runs from base 142 to 1146 and encodes 334 amino acids. Gene Ontology annotation, molecular function: cyclin-dependent protein serine/threonine kinase regulator activity. The transcript is spliced from 3 exons. Gene Ontology annotation, biological process: mitotic cell cycle phase transition; regulation of cyclin-dependent protein serine/threonine kinase activity. Gene Ontology annotation, cellular component: centrosome; cytoplasm; nucleus.
CGGGAAAGCCGCCGAAGCCGAGGGGAGGAGCGUCUCCAGCAGGCGGGACCAGGGGCGGGGCUGCCCUCGCCAACAUAUAGCCGGUUCCGCGUGCCGCCCCCGGCGCUGCCCGGGAGGCAGCGACUGCGCCGAGCAGUAAACAUGGUGACCACCAGCCCUGAUGAGGCGCGCCGGGCGGUGCUGGGCGGGCGGCGGGGAAUGCUGGCCAAGCGGCAGCGGGCCGAAGACGUGACCCCAGAGGAGCGGGCUGAGCCUCAAGACAGCGCCGAGCCGGGCCUCCAGCUCCGCGCGCCGGUCAAGAAGAGCAAGGCCCCCCCGGUGGGGCGGGGCGCCGGCAGGCUGGGCUCCUCGGGCGGCUGCCAGCCUCUGCACCCGCUGGAGCUGCAGGUCUUCCGCGACUACGGACAGAGCUGGUACCGCUUCCGAAAGGAGAGGGAGAGCAAGUGCUACCCGCUCGACUCGCUGGCCCGGCAGCCACAAGUAACUGCAGAAGCCCGGUGCAAACUGAUCAGCUGGCUAAUACCAGUGCAUAAACAUUUUGGCUUUUCUUUUGAAUCCUUAUGCCUGGCAGUAAACACUCUAGACCGCUUUCUCACCACAACCCCAGUGGCUGCUGACUGUUUCCAACUCUUGGGGGUCACCACCCUCUUCAUUGCUUGCAAACAGGUCGAAGUACACCCCCCAAAGGUGAAACAGCUCUUAGCUCUUUGUUGUGACACUUUCUCCCAUCAGCAGCUCUGUAAUCUGGAGUGCAUCGUCUUAAACAAGCUCCACUUCAAUUUGGCAAUCCCCACUAUCAACUUCUUCUUGGAAUAUUUUACAUAUGUGCGGAUGGAGGCUUGUGAAGCUGAUGCUUGGGAGGCCAACAACGCCAAAGCCCUGGCCAAAGGUGUAGCUGAACUCAGCCUGGCUGACUAUGCUUUUAACAAAUACAUGCCUUCUUUGCUAGCUGUUUGCUCCUUGGGGCUGGCUGACCAGAUGUUACACCACCAGAAACCACUGGACCUGCACUUAAGCGGCUAUUCGGAAGAGAUUUUACAGGAUUGCCUGGACAAGUUGAAUUUACUGGUGUCUUUGAAUGAAAACUCUUUGCCUCUUGUGUUACCCCCUGAAAUUUCAGAACAGUGUCUGCAUGUGGAAAAGUAAGAUGAAUUAGGGAAGCAGGGGACAGCUAUACUUGAAGCCCUAUUUGUGGUCAUGCAUUUGGAAGCAUGUCAUUUCUUUCCCAGUGCAAAUAAAGAAAGAUCACUGAUGGUUUUAAUACCUCUGAAAUAACAGUAUUCAUUUUGCCCUUUUUCUUGGUAGGUUUUUUUAUCAAUGAUUUUUGCAUGGUAGUUAUAUUUAUUUGUAGUGGAAGUUACGAUGUUAGUUUAGAAUGCAAGCUGUUUAGCAGUGGCAUUGCUAAUAUUUUUAAAAUACAGUUUUCAAAUUCUAUUUUGCACACUAGACUUGUCAUACAUUGCACUGACAUUAUUCUAAAUAACAAAUUGUAAAUGGUGUAUAUUAUCUGGGUACUUAUUUAUUAAAAUGUAGUUCAGUAACUAAGCCAUAGGAAAGACAAUUGAGAAUGUAGUUUAGUACUAAGCCAUAGGAAAGAUAACGGUACUGUAAAUACUUUUAUGUAAUAAAACUUUUAUCAGUAACUGUAA